Molecule: messenger RNA, 3410 nt
Organism: Nomascus leucogenys (northern white-cheeked gibbon)
Lineage: Eukaryota; Metazoa; Chordata; Mammalia; Primates; Hylobatidae
Source: RefSeq, a predicted model, not a curated record
CUUCCUCUUCCGCUAACUUCCCGGCAGCGCGCCACUCAGGGUGGGGGCCCCGAGGGCUGGGGCCGUCGGCUUCCCCCUGGGGUUCCCCCGCUUCAGAGAAAGCCAGGCGUUAGGCGCAGCCAAAGUCGAGUGGCAGCGGAAGCUCCCGGCCCGGGGUGGCGCUGGAUCAGCGGGUACCUUCUCGGUGGUCCCCUGGCAGGCCAAACUCGCGCCUGGUGGCCUGUCACCCCGCUCCCCGCCCUGAGUGAGCCUGUCCCCUCUCGGGGGCGCGCCCGAGUCGCUCCGGGUUGGCUGCGCCAGUCCAGAGUUAAACUUUCAGCCAAUGAAAAAGGGCGCGAGGCGUGACGCACGGAAACGUCAUGGGAAUUCCCCCCUCCGGGGGGCCGAGAAGGGGCUUUCCCGGCCCGAGCCCUGCUAGCCGGCGAGGUGUCGCGACCGGUUCCAGGUGGGUCGGGAGCGGAGAGAAGCCGCAACCAGAGCCACCGCCACGGCGGGCGCCCAAAAUUCUGGGAAGCAGAACCUGGCCGGAGCCACUAGACAGAGCCGGGCCUAGCCCAGAGACAUGGAGAGUUGCUACAACCCAGGUCUGGAUGGUAUUAUUGAAUAUGAUGAUUUCAAAUUGAACUCCUCCAUUGUGGAACCCAAGGAGCCAGCCCCAGAGACAGCUGAUGGCCCCUACCUGGUGAUCGUGGAACAGCCUAAGCAGAGAGGCUUCCGAUUUCGAUAUGGCUGUGAAGGCCCCUCCCACGGAGGACUGCCCGGUGCCUCCAGUGAGAAGGGCCGAAAGACCUAUCCCACUGUCAAGAUCUGUAACUACGAGGGACCAGCCAAGAUUGAGGUGGACCUGGUAACACACAGUGACCCACCUCGUGCUCAUGCCCACAGUCUGGUGGGCAAGCAAUGCUCAGAGCUGGGGAUCUGCGCCGUUUCUGUGGGGCCCAAGGACAUGACUGCCCAAUUUAACAACCUGGGUGUCCUGCAUGUGACUAAGAAGAACAUGAUGGGGACUAUGAUACAAAAACUUCAGAGGCAGCGGCUCCGCUCUAGGCCCCAGGGCCUUACAGAGGCCGAGCAGCGGGAGCUGGAGCAAGAGGCCAAAGAACUGAAGAAGGUGAUGGAUCUGAGUAUAGUGCGGCUGCGCUUCUCUGCCUUCCUUCGAGCCAGUGAUGGCUCCUUCUCCCUGCCCCUGAAGCCAGUCAUCUCCCAGCCCAUCCAUGACAGCAAAUCUCCAGGGGCAUCAAACCUGAAGAUUUCUCGAAUGGACAAGACAGCAGGCUCUGUGCGGGGUGGAGAUGAAGUUUAUCUGCUUUGUGACAAGGUGCAGAAAGAUGACAUUGAGGUUCGGUUCUAUGAGGAUGAUGAGAACGGAUGGCAGGCCUUUGGGGACUUCUCUCCCACAGAUGUGCAUAAACAGUAUGCCAUUGUGUUCCGGACACCCCCCUAUCACAAGAUGAAGAUUGAGCGGCCCGUAACAGUGUUCCUGCAACUGAAACGCAAGCGAGGAGGGGACGUGUCUGAUUCCAAACAGUUCACCUAUUACCCUCUGGUGGAAGACAAGGAAGAGGUGCAGCGGAAGCGGAGGAAGGCCUUGCCCACCUUCUCCCAGCCCUUCGGGGGUGGCUCCCACAUGGGUGGAGGCUCUGGGGGUGCAGCCGGGGGCUACGGAGGAGCUGGAGGAGGUGGCAGCCUCAGUUUCUUCCCCUGCUCCCUGGCCUACAGCCCCUACCAGUCCGGCGCGGGCCCCAUGGGCUGCUACCCGGGAGGCGGGGGCGGGGCGCAGAUGGCCGCCUCGGUGCCCGGCAGGGACUCCGGGGAGGAAGCUGCGGAGCCGAGCGCCCCCUCCAGGACCCCCCAGUGCAAGCCGCAGGCCCCGGAGAUGCUGCGGCGAGCCCGAGAGUACAACGCGCGCCUGUUCGGCCUGGCGCAGCGCAGCGCCCGAGCCCUACUCGACUACGGCGUCACCGCGGACGCGCGCGCGCUGCUAGCGGGACAGCGCCACCUACUGACGGCGCAGGACGAGAACGGAGACACACCACUGCACCUGGCCAUCAUCCACGGGCAGACCAGUGUCGUUGAGCAGAUAGCCUGUGUCAUCCACUAUGCCCAGGACCUCGGCGCCGUCAACCUCACCAACCACCUGCACCAGACGCCCCUGCACCUGGCGGUGAUCACCGGGCAGACGAGUGUGGUGAGCUUUCUGCUGCGGGUGGGUGCAGACCCAGCUCUGCUGGAUCGGCAUGGAGACUCAGCCAUGCAUCUGGCGCUGCGGGCAGGCGCUGGUGCCCCUGAACUGCUGCGUGCACUGCUUCAGAGUGGAGCUCCUGCUGUGCCCCAGCUGUUGCAUAUGCCUGACUUUGAGGGACUGUAUCCGGUACACCUGGCGGUCCGAGCCCGAAGCCCCGAGUGCCUGGAUCUGCUGGUGGACAGUGGGGCUGAAGUGGAGGCCACAGAGCGGCAGGGGGGGCGAACAGCCUUGCAUCUAGCCACAGAGAUGGAGGAGCUGGGGUUGGUCACCCAUCUGGUCACCAAGCUCCGGGCCAACGUGAACGCUCGCACCUUUGCGGGAAACACACCCCUGCACCUGGCAGCUGGACUAGGGUACCCGACCCUCACCCGCCUCCUUCUGAAGGCUGGUGCUGACAUCCAUGCUGAAAACGAGGAGCCCCUGUGCCCACUGCCUUCACCCCCUACCUCUGAUAGCGACUCGGACUCUGAAGGGCCUGAGAAGGACACCCGAAGCAGCUUCCGGGGCCACACGCCUCUUGACCUCACUUGUAGCACCAAGGUGAAGACCUUGCUGCUAAAUGCCGCUCAGAACACCAUGGAGCCACCCCUGACCCCGCCCAGCCCUGCAGGGCCGGGACUGUCACUUGGUGAUACAGCUCUGCAGAACCUGGAGCAGCUGCUAGACGGGCCAGAAGCCCAGGGCAGCUGGGCAGAGCUGGCAGAGCGUCUGGGGCUGCGCAGCCUGGUGGACACAUACCGACAGACGGCCUCCCCCAGCGGCAGCCUCCUGCGCAGCUACGAGCUGGCUGGCGGGGACCUGGCAGGGCUACUGGAGGCCCUGUCUGACAUGGGCCUAGAGGAGGGAGUGAGGCUGCUGAGGGGUCCAGAGACCCGAGACAAGCUGCCCAGCACAGAGGUGAAGGAAGACAGUGCAUACGGGAGCCAGUCAGUGGAGCAGGAGGCAGAGAAGCUGGGCCCACCCCCUGAGCCACCAGGAGGGCUCUGCCACGGGCACCCCCAGCCUCAGGUGCACUGACCUGCUGCCUGCCCCCAGCCCCCUUCCCGGACCCCCUGUACAGCGUCCCCACCUGUUUCAAAUCUUAUUUAACACCCCACACCCACCCCUCAGUUGGGACAAAUAAAGGAUUCUCAUAGGAAGGGGAGGACCCCUCCUUCCCAACUUA